AUGAGAAAUGACACGUGGUCCUCCGUGGGAGGAGAAAUCUGCAAAUUGCGUGGCAUUGAAGAUCAGGAAAGCAACCAGAACACACGUGGGAGGCACUGUGCUCUUGGGCUGGAACUCUCAGAACCUGUGGGUGAUGUUAACAGCAUGAAGCUCACCAAGAGCCAUGGAGGAGAGCAUGAGGAGGACACCCAUGGGGAUGGGAAGGAGCCGCAUUCUGAGCAACUCCCCACGAAUGACAGAGCGGAAGGUCUAGAGAUGGGAGAUGGACCCAAAGCCAUGUUUGAAAGGACAAGACAGGGGGACAUUUUAAAGACCUUCUCUAGUCUACCCAAAGACCAAAUGGGGAGUUCUAGGGAGGCUAACAGAAUGAUGCAGACAGACGCAUGCCCAGGCCAGAGAAUGAAUGCUGAGGACACAGGCAAAUUAUUCCCGGGAAAAGGAUUCCCAAGAAUUGCAAAAGUCAUGUGUAGAGAGUGUGGGCAAGGCUUUAGUGUUAAGGCAAGCCUUAUCACACACCAGAGGACACACACAGGAGAGAAGCCCUAUGUCUGCAGGGAGUGUGGGGAAGCCUUUAGUCAGAAAUCAAUCCUCAUUAUACACCAGAGAACACACUCAGGGGAGAAACCCUAUGUCUGCAGGGACUGUGGGCAAGGCUUUAGCCGGAAAUCAGUCCUUAUCAUACACCAGAGGACACACUCUGGGGAGAAACCCUAUGUCUGCAGGGAGUGUGGACGAGGCUUUAGUCAGAAAUCACACCUCAUUAAACACCAGAGGACACACUCAGGGGAGAAGCCCUAUGUCUGCNNNGAGUGUGGGCGAGGCUUUAGCCAGAAGUCAGACCUCAUUAGACACCAAAGGACACACUCAGGGGAGAAGCCCUAUGUCUGCAGGGAGUGUGGGCGAGGCUUUAGUGAAAAGUCAGUCCUCACUGUACACCAGAGGACACACUCAGGGGACAAGCCGUUUGUCUGCAGGGAGUGUGGGCGAGGCUUUAGUCAGAAGUCAUACCUAAUCAGACACCAGAGGACACACUCAGGAGAGAAACCCUAUGUCUGCAAGGAGUGUGGGCGAGGCUUUAGUCAGAAGUCAUACCUCAUUAUACACCAGAGGACACACUCAGGGGAGAAGCCCUAUGUCUGCAAGGAGUGUGGGAGAGGAUUUAGUCAGAAGUCAGCCCUCAUCAGACACCAGAGGACACACUCAGGGAAGAAUCCCUAUGUCUGCAGGGAAUCUGGGCAAAACUUUGGUGAUUAA
Molecule: messenger RNA, 1254 nt
Organism: Chrysochloris asiatica (Cape golden mole)
Lineage: Eukaryota; Metazoa; Chordata; Mammalia; Afrosoricida; Chrysochloridae
Product: histone-lysine N-methyltransferase PRDM9-like
Exons: 4
Coding region: 1-1254 (417 amino acids)
Biological process (GO): regulation of transcription by RNA polymerase II
Molecular function (GO): DNA-binding transcription factor activity, RNA polymerase II-specific; RNA polymerase II cis-regulatory region sequence-specific DNA binding
Source: RefSeq, a predicted model, not a curated record